Molecule: messenger RNA, 1342 nt
Organism: Bactrocera neohumeralis
Lineage: Eukaryota; Metazoa; Arthropoda; Insecta; Diptera; Tephritidae
Gene: Rsbp15
Product: protein TsetseEP
Exons: 9
Coding region: 120-1265 (381 amino acids)
Molecular function (GO): protein binding
Source: RefSeq, a predicted model, not a curated record
CAAUUAUUAGAAGUUCUUGACAAAUGAAAAACAACAAAUCUGUCCAAAAUGAUUAAAUUGAUUAAAUAAAAAAAUUGAAUUUUCAUAGGUAGAAAGGAAGUAAUCAGCAAAAAUACGUUAUGAAUUAUCUUAUUCAACGGGGAAAGGUUCGCAAUCAAAUGAUAAAUGUACCUCAGGGACUCCCGGAACUCUUGUCAGAUAUCACACGGGAAGUAUUGCGUUGUCAGCCAACAACGGAAUGCCUAUGUCAAUUUAUUAUCGACUACUUGCAUUCAGUAAUUGUAACAAGAGAAAAAGCCAGAGUGGCCAAAGGCAUUAUUGAUCGCGCAUUAGCCGUGGUGGAUGAAAUCAUCGCGGACAUGUGUGUUUGCGAUAUCAGUAAGGAAAAGGCCCAAGAAAUGGCAAUGCAUAUGGAAGAAUGCUUCCGACGCUUCCUGAGCAGAAUGCGUUGUGAACAGCGAAAGGAUAUUGAAGUUGUGCGUUUCGAGGAGAAAGAUAUGCUCGAUGCAAUGAUAGAGCGCUGCAAGUUCACUGAGCAGGAACUAAAAAUCUCCAAACCAAUGAUCGAAGCUGCAUAUCGCCGCUUUGUGGAUGCAUACAUGAAAGCACAUGAGGACUUUGAAGGUACCGAAGAACUAUACCAAUAUUUCAAAGAACGUGAGCAUAAACGACAGGAAGAAGAGAAGGCAAAAUUGGCCGCAACGAAAAUUCAGGCAAAUUUCAGGGGGUAUAGAGUACGAAGAAAUUUAGGCAAGCCACUGCCCAAAGAAGUUUCUCAAGAAGAGUUUGAAGAUGAAGAUCUAGAGUUAAAAACUCAAGCUGCAAUUACUAUUCAAAAAGCUUUUCGCCGUCACUUGUCUUCUUUGGAGUCUAAUAAAUCAAUCGAAAAGGGCGGUGAGAUUUGUGAGCCCGGUUCUGAAGUUAAAGUUACUACUACCGAUAUACCGGGCGAAGAUAUUACAGAACCUCUGGAGCAUAUAAUAGGUGAGGAUGUGCCUUUAGAAGCAACUCAACCAUCUCAGCCACCUGCUGAAGUCAUCUCGGAAGUUGUACAAGAACCUGAACCAGAAGCCGAACAAGCAGCUGAGCCUAUUCGUGAAACCGAGCCUGGACCAGAACCGGAACCUAUAUUGGAGGUAGAACCAGAACCAAUUUUACAGGAGGCCGAACAUUCUGAAGCUCCUCCGGACAACGGCCCAGCAGUUGAGGAGGAGCCCGCAGUUGAAGCGGCUGCAAAUGAAGUUGAUGUUCCUGCAGAAGGCUGAAAAUUUGGACCUUUUAAUUGUUUGUUUAAUAACAAAUUUGAUUUUAUAAUAAAUUUUGUGAAAAAAUAGUAUAUUGU